UUCACAGUGCAGCCUCUCAUGGAUGGAUUUGAGGGAAAACAAGGCUACAGCCAGAGAUUUGGUCUUCACCAUAUCAACUUUGAAGAUGCAGACAGACCAAGAACCCCAAAGCAAUCUGCAUAUUUCUACUCUCAGGUUAUCAAGCUAAAUGGAUUUGGUUCACACAAAGGUGAUGUUUUUAAAGGGGCAGAGAUGCAACUUACCCGCCAUCGAACUGCUUUAUCACCCUCAGAGGUUCCAUCUAAAUCAAAGGUUGUCUGGGAGAAAUUCUCACACCAGUCAAAAUUCCAGAGAAAAGUGUACCACUAUGGCACUUUCCCACAAGGCUUCAGUUGGGGAGUAUCGUCUUCGGCUUACCAGAUUGAAGGAGGCUGGAAUGCUGAUGGGAAGGGGCCCAGCGUCUGGGAUACAUUCACCCACAAACCCGGCAGUAACCAGAAAGGUGUUGACUACUACAAUAGACUCAUUGAUGGCCUCUUAGCAUAUAACAUCACUCCCAUGGUGACACUCUACCACUGGGACCUCCCUCAAGCUUUGCAAAACAUUAGUGGUUGGGAUAAUAUAGACAUGAUUAACAUUUUUAAUGACUUUUGUGACUUUUGCUUUGCCACCUUUGGCGACAGAGUGAAAUUUUGGAUGACCUUUAACCAGCCUCACACAAUUGCGUGGUCAGGAUAUGGACUUGGACAGAUCCCCCCAAAUGUUAAGAAUCCAGGAGUUGCACCAUACAGAGUUGCACACAACCUUAUAAAAGCACACGCCAAGGCUUACCACACAUAUGAUGAUAAGUAUCGCAAAUCCCAAGGUGGUAGAGUGUCCAUUGCCCUCAAUGCUGAUUGGAUCGAACCAGGAGAAUCUCAGGAAGAUGUCGAUGCAGCCAAGCAAUACUUGCAAAUAAAUGUCGGUGCCCGAAUUUGCUACAAGUACCCCACUGCAACCACACUAGAGACCACUGUAGAUACAACUGUCCCUGUUCUGCCCCUGAAUAUGGUGGACUUCUUGGGUCUGGAGCUUUCACCUCAUGAUGCUGAAGUUGCACUUUAUGUCAUCUUUGUCAUAGGAGAGUUGAGAUGA
Molecule: messenger RNA, 1074 nt
Organism: Siniperca chuatsi (mandarin fish)
Lineage: Eukaryota; Metazoa; Chordata; Actinopteri; Centrarchiformes; Sinipercidae
Product: lactase-phlorizin hydrolase-like
Exons: 4
Coding region: 19-1074 (351 amino acids)
Biological process (GO): carbohydrate metabolic process
Molecular function (GO): hydrolase activity, hydrolyzing O-glycosyl compounds
Source: RefSeq, a predicted model, not a curated record